This is a messenger RNA of Monodelphis domestica (gray short-tailed opossum), 876 nucleotides long. RefSeq names its product transmembrane protein 121-like. The record is from RefSeq and is a predicted model, not a curated record. Lineage: Eukaryota; Metazoa; Chordata; Mammalia; Didelphimorphia; Didelphidae.
AUGGUAUCCCCAUGUCCUACAUGGCUGGUGGUGGCCCUCAUCUCAGGGAGCAUGCUGCUGGCCGACGGCUAUCUCCUGGGUCAGAGCCCAGGAGGUUGGUGGCUGGGCCUGGGGCUGCUGCUCUCUGCCGGCAAUGUCUGCCUGCUCUUGGUACUUCGCCCCGUAGUGGCUGGUGCUGAUGCAGAAGCCCAUAGCACCCGCCGGGGCUGCACCAUGUUGCUCUGGUUUCUCUACAUCUUCGUGUUGGAGAUGAAGGUCUACUUCAUUUAUCGGACUUGCCGGGCUGAGGGGCACUGCCCCAGCCCACCGGCCCGCCAGGCCUUCACCCUGGUGCUAGCACUCAGUGUGCCUGGACUCUUUGCCCUGCUGGGGUCUCCAAAGGCCCCAGAGAUUUUGUCAUCCUUCCAAUGGCGUGAAGAACUCAGGAGUCACCUGCUCUGGGUGGUGGCAGACUUGCUGGAUAUUUUAGAUGUGCAGGCAGGGCUGUGGGAGCCACCUCAAAGGGCAUUGCCCUUCUGGGCAGAGGGUGUCACAUUCUUCUACUGCUAUGCUCUGCUACUGUUGCUACCAUGUGCUGCCCUGGGGGAGCUCAGCCUACAAGGCCCCCAGCCUCUGCCUCACCGCAUGGUACUCUACCCCCUCCUCAGCCUGCUCACAGUCAAUCUGGCCACCAGCCUCAUCAGGGCCACGCAUCUCCUGCUCUUCCGUGACACUUAUGUCUCCAGCAUCUUUCUAGGAAAGAACUUGCUGGCCUUGGCCCUCAAGCUCAGCAUGUUCCUGCAGUACCGAAAACAGUGGCUGUCUGGCUCAUCAUCACCCUGGACUCCCACCCAACCUGGCCUUAUUAUACCAACUCAGGCCAUGAGGCCUACCUGA